Porites lobata is the source of this 2408-nucleotide messenger RNA. The record is from the annotation of a GenBank genome assembly. NCBI's taxonomy places the organism in Eukaryota, Metazoa, Cnidaria, Anthozoa, Scleractinia, Poritidae.
AUGAAUGACCCGCUGGUAAAUAUUUGGAUAAUUGCAGAGAGUGAUGGCACCAUUCGCUCCACGCACUGUUUAGGUUGCAAAGCGGGGCUGGCUGAGUCCUGUUCACACAUCGCAAGUGUCCUCUUCUACAUUGAAGCUUGGAUUCGAAUAAAUGGCAAAUUAGCUUGCACACAAGUGAAGUGUUCGUGGCUGUUACCCACAUACGUGAAUGAGGUGCCCUAUGCUAGGGUUCGAGAUAUUGACUUUUCUUCAGCAAAAAGAUUGAAGGAAAACUUAGAUGCAAAAAUUGAUUGUUUGACGGAGAGCAACAUCAAAGAUCUGUUUUCACCUCAGCAGGGUCAAGCGGAAAUGGGACGCCCCGACGUUUCUUCCCCGUCACAAGCGGAAAUGAGUUCUCUCUUUGAGAAAUUAAAGAGCUGCAAAAUCAAGUCAGUUGCUCUGAGUUUGACUGAUGAGUAUGCUGAUCAGUUCAUAGCGAAAAGUAGGACUAUCCCUGUUGUUUUUGACUUAUUUGAGACAGAGAAUCUUGACUUGGAUUAUCAUGAACUAUUGCAAAAAUGUGCAGAAGUUAACUUGGAUAUCUCACGCGAAAGCAUCGAGCUCAUUGAGAAGGACACAAGGGCUCAAGCAAGGGGCUCAGGAUUCUUUCGUCACCGUGCCGGGAGAAUUGGUGCCUCGGUCAGUGGGGCUGCUUUUCACAGUAACCUGUCACAACCACCCCAGGCACUGAUAAAAAGUAUUUGUUACCCAAAUGUUUUCAAGGUGAAUACUAAGGCCACAAGACAUGGGUGCAAAUAUGAGGAUGAUGCUAUUAGUGCAUAUGAAAAUGAAAUGAAAAAAACUCAUUCUAACUUUACACUUACUCGAUGCGGUCUCUUUGUCAAUGAGCAACAUCCAUUUCUACAUGCCACACCAGACUUCCUCACAGCAUGUGAUUGCUGUGGGCUUGGUUGCGGAGAAGUGAAAUGCCCUAUUUGCAUAAACAAUUGUGACUUUGAAAAAUACACAAUGGAAAAGAAUGCCUGCUUAGAAAAAGUGGAUGCAAUGUUUCGCCUGAAAAAGCACCACAAUUAUUAUUUUCAAGCACAGCAACAGCUUUUCACUGUAACUGACAGAAAACACUUGACUUUGUGGUAUGUGCCAUCAGCCCCCACAGAGAACCGCAAAUAGUUAUAGAACGUAUUUAUCCGGACUUAGAGCAUUGGCAUACUGUACUCCCAAAACUUGAAGCUUUUUGGAGGGUAAGUAUCCUCCCUGAGAUUCUGGGUCAUUGGUACACAAGGAAAUGUACCUUGCCCAUGAACAAACCCAAUGACAAUGGGAUAUGCCUUUGUCGGGGUCCACGGGAUGACACUGUCAUUACAUGUAGCAACCCAGAAUGUCCAUAUACAGAAUUUCAUCCUUUAUGUUUGGCUCUUGGUUCAGCUAUGACCCCCAAAACAUGGUACUGCCCACACUGUUCUAGAUUGCCACAGUUCAAACGGAGAAGGGAACGUUCCUUAUCUGCCAAACAGAGUGCACAGGUAGCAGUAAACCAGGCUGCCUCGCAGUGUAACAACAUUUGUGUUUGUACUUCUAAAGCAAGCCCAACAGACAAACUAAUUGAGUGCCAUUCAACAGAAUGUAGCAAUGGAAAGUUUUUUCACCUAGCUUGUCUCGGUUUAAAAAGAAGGCCAAACAAAUCUAAGACAACCUGGCAAUGUAGUGCUUGUAAAAAAGCAAAACAGCUAGUCAAAGCUACUACUUGUACUUCUUAUGCGUCAGAACCAACAAAAUCUACAACUGAAUCCCCUGUCGUGCAUGAUAGUGAUGGUGAUGAUGUCGAUGAUGAGGAUGAUGUCAGCAUCACUCAAGUAACAGUAGGUGCUGCAAACAAACAAAGCGCCCUUGCAAAGCUUGUUGAGAGUGAUUAUCAAACAAUUCUCAGCCCAGCCGGGUGGCUUACUUGUGAUAUAAUCCAACAGGUUCAAGUGCUCCUACAGAAAGAAAAUUCAUCGAUUGAGGGAUUUCAGCGGCCCACCCUUGGCCCAGUACGCAACUUCAAUGUUGUGUCUGGGGAAUUUGUACAAAUACUACACACGGGCAGUGACCACUGGGUAUGUGUUAGCUCGAUAGGAUGUUUGCCAGGCUAUGUGAAUCUUUAUGACAGCCUUUAUCAUGAUGCAAUUUGCCAAGAAGUGGAAGACCAAACUAAUGAUUUGCUGGGUGGAAGAUUGGUCAGUCUACAGUUUGUUUCCGUUCAGCAACAAACAAAUGGCUGUGACUGUGGCAUAUUUGCAAUAGCCUUUGCCACGUGCCUUGCUUUAGGCACUAACCCCAGCAAUGUGACAUUUUAUAUUCAAAGAAUGCGUUCACAUUUAGUUACAUGUUUAAGGGCAAGAAAAAUGAGCAUGUUUCCAUGUUUUUGA